AGUCAAAAAUGCUGUAUGAUUAAUCAACUAAAAACAAAUUGCAAUAUAUAAAUAUAUAAUUUUGUAUUAAAGGUUUCUCUUCUUACUUUCAAUUGUAAUUUGCUUAUGCUACUUUAAAUAUAUCAGAUCGAUAUAUUUAAAGCUUUAGUCACAUUAACGAUUGUAGUGAAGUUAACAGAAAUGCGAGUAAGAAAGUAAUGUAAUACGUAUCGUAUUUCAUACAGUGAAAUGUGCAGCCAUAGAUAAAUAAUAACGAGAGGAAAGAACGACGAGAAAGUCGUCAAAAGAAAAAUAAUAAUCAACACGCUCGCUUAUUAAAUCGAAAGCAACGAACGGCAGUGAGAAUAAUUUUGUAAUGUGAAAGUGUUUAAAUUUUCAAAAUGUUUCAUUAAGUUGGAAAAUCAUAAAAUCUCUAUAAAUGGUGAAACAAAUUUGCAUUUGUGAGGCGAAGAUGACGUUUAUAUUAAUACAUCUUCUAAUCAAACAUUUUUGAAUGUCAGUGUCACUCUACAUUCAUCAAAAUCAACAUUCUGAUAAACCUGUGACCUACAAAAAUGGGUAAAAAUCGAAAAAUUCGGUCGUUGAUCGAACACUCAUCACCAUUUCGCAAAAUGGUGCAGCAAGAGGCGGUGAUCGUAAGGAAUGCCACAAAGCGUUAUGGGAAAGGGCAAUUGGUGCUCAACGGUCUAAAUAUGACCGUUUCAAGAGGCUCCAUAUACGGACUGUUGGGGGCCAGCGGGUGCGGCAAGACCACCUUGUUAUCCUGCAUCGUCGGGGUUCGGUAUUUCGACACCGGAGAGUUAUGGGUCUUGGGAGGAACUCCGGGAAGCAAAGGUUCUGGGAUUCCUGGGCCUCGAGUGGGUUACAUGCCGCAAGAUAUCUCUUUGGUAGGAGAGUUCACCGUGAGAGACGCCUUCUACUACUUCGGCAGAAUCAACGGACUCGAUGAUGAGGAGAUCGAGACAAAACGGACCUUCUUCUCGGAGUUUCUCCAAUUACCCCCGUCGAAUCGUUUGGUGAAGAACAUGAGUGGAGGACAACAAAGAAGGGUUUCCUUUGCCACAGCGUUGAUACAUAGGCCCGAGCUUCUAAUUUUGGAUGAACCUACUGUGGGAUUGGAUCCAAUUUUAAGAGAGAGUAUUUGGGAUUACCUGAUGAAAAUUACGCAGGAGGAAGGUGUCACAGUGUUAAUCACGACGCAUUACAUCGAUGAGACUAAAGAUGCUAACAAAAUCGGUUUGAUGAGACGUGGUAAAUUGCUGACAGAAUCGGCACCGCAUGAAUUGCUGGAGCAAUUUCAAUGUUCGUCCUUAGAAGAGGCUUUUUUGAAACUGUGCGAUGCACAGGAUAAUGCGAAUUCUGUGAAUGAAAGGGAUUCCCAAGAGGAAACCAGCGAUGUCUUGUAUCAAGAUAAAUUUAUACAAACAAAGGAAAUCUCGAAGUACAAAACGGGACGUCAAGUUUCGCGAUUCAAAAGGUUUAAAGCUCUAGUCGCAAAGAACGGAGUCCAAUUUUUGCGUUAUUACACAGGCUUAAUUUUCGCAGUUUUCUUCCCGAUUGUUCAAGUUAGCGUGUUCCUUGUGGCAGUUGGUGGUGAUCCAAAAGACAUCAAGAUUGGGAUUAUUAACAAUGAAGCUGGGAAUUGUGAUUUCGGCAGCAAUAUUGGCAAUGUUUGGAACGACGGAAGCAGCUGCCACUUUGGCAACCUCAGCUGCAGAUUUCUACAUAAUUUUGACGAUUCGAUAGCGAAAAAGAAAUAUUAUGAUGACUUUUCUGAGGCGAAACGUGAUGUAGAAGAUGGAAAACUCUGCGGUAUAAUAUAUUUUAGUCAAAACUUUUCGCAAGGUUUGCAAAUUCGAUUGGAAGAGGCUACUUUCGCAGAUGAUUCUGAUCUUUACGCCAGUCAGAUUCAAGUUUUCCUCGAUAUGGGUGAUAUGCAAAUUGGGUUUUUCGUGCAGAAAAAGCUAUACGAUAGUUUCAUAGAGAUUUCCGAGGGUAUUAUGCAAGACUGCAAAUAUUUGAUAAAAUUGGCUCAUCCGCCUAUUAAAUUUGAAGAUCCCAUUUAUGGUACAAAUGAUCCCAAUUAUGUGGAUUACGUGUUACCAUCAUACAUGUUAUCACUCGCCUUCUUUAUGGCUGUAACAAUCUCUACCAGUUUGAUAAUCACAGAUCGGUUGGAAGGUGUCUGGGAUCGAAGCGUGGUCCAAGGAGUCAGAUCAGAAGAAAUUCUACUAUCUCACAUUCUUAUUCAGAGCGUCAUCAUAAUUAUCCAUACCAUCAUAAUAAUGUUUGUAUGCUUUGUUGUAUGGGGUUUCGAUUGUAAAGGAUCGAUAUUAGUCGCAUCCUUACUCCAAUUUCUCGGCGGCUUUAUCGGAUUGAUGUUCGGUUUUGUUAUUUCUGUUUUGGCCAAAAAUCAUACUAUGGCGCACUACACUUCGGCUGGAAGCUUUUUCCCGUUAAUAAUGUUGAACGGAACUUUGUGGCCGGUGGAGGGAAUGCCAAAAUUUCUUCGCUGGUUUAGCUACGCUAUGCCAACUACCUUGCCCUCCAUAUCCAUGAGAGGACUCAUUUACAAAGGUUCUUCUGUAUUUGAGUGGCAAGUUUUGAUUGGUUUCUUUGUAAGUUUAGGAUGGAUAUCGUUUUACUUUCUUGUGACUGUACUAUGUUUAAGACGGAAAACUUCGUGAUGUUAUUUAGAAAAGCAAAUUCUUUUGAAUGAAUGCAGAAACAGUUUUGCAUAAUCUAAUAAGUUUGAGUUAGACAAAUAUGCAGGGUGUUUCAACUAACUAAAAUGAAUUAUUAAUAUUUUAACUUAUGUGUAAUAUACAAAAUAUAUAUAAUUAUUUUAUCUAUUUAAAUUACUCUCUGUAAGAAAUUAAUUUCUUUGAAGGAUAAAAUAGCUAUAAUUCCUUUUAUUUAAUUAAUUGUUAUUGUAAAUUAAUCUUUUUUAUUCUGGUUUAAAUUGAUAAUUUUUUUAUUUUAUAUAUACAGUACAAGAAUAAAACAUAACUAAUUAAUUACUUUUGUGUGAUUAAUGUAGCAGUAUUAAUUGUUUUCGAAAAAUAAUGAUAACUAAUUUAGAUAAAAAAGAAUCGGUAUAUAUUUAGUUUUACUAAAGUACUUAAUUGUAUUAGUAAUAAUAUUGUCAAUAAAAUGUUUAAUUAUAUAAAAAUUAAAA
This is a messenger RNA of Solenopsis invicta (red fire ant), 3178 nucleotides long. RefSeq names its product ABC transporter G family member 20. The record is from RefSeq and is a predicted model, not a curated record. Gene Ontology annotation, molecular function: ATP hydrolysis activity; ABC-type transporter activity; ATP binding. Gene Ontology annotation, cellular component: membrane. The transcript is spliced from 15 exons. The coding region runs from base 555 to 2687 and encodes 710 amino acids. Lineage: Eukaryota; Metazoa; Arthropoda; Insecta; Hymenoptera; Formicidae.